This is a messenger RNA of Lecanosticta acicola, 486 nucleotides long. Lineage: Eukaryota; Fungi; Ascomycota; Dothideomycetes; Mycosphaerellales; Mycosphaerellaceae. The record is from the annotation of a GenBank genome assembly.
AUGUUCAAAGGCUGGUCUUGUAUACCCGAGUACGUCCAGCUCGUGAAGGCACGGUACAUGCGACGAGCACAAGCACAAGCUCAGCAACAAGCACAAGCUCAGCAACAAGCGCAAGCUCAGAAACAAGCACAAACUCGGCCAAUGCAGCAAGGCACGGCACAACCCGUCCAACCUGGCCCGCCUAAGCACCACAGCAAGUACAAGCUCAGCGACAAGCACAAGCUCAGCGACAAGCACAAGCUCAGCGACAAGCACAAGCUCAGCGACAAGCACAAGCUUAGCAACAAGCUUAGCAGCAGCAAAUGCAGCGGGGGAUGGCACAACCCAUCCAAUCUGGCCCGCCCAAGCACAACACCAAGCACAAGCUCAGCAACGUCCAACCUGUCCCGCCCAAGCCUGAAACCCUCGCAGUCGCCAACUUCCUCUGCAACCAAGACCUCAAGACGCGGAGAUGUAUCUUUCGACAAAAGCGAAAAGAUAUGUUAG